AUGAAUAAUGAAAAUCCAUACAUAUAUAAUGAUGAUCUAAGUGAUGAAGCUGACCCCAGGACCUAUCAUGAAGCUAUCAACGGCCCCAACUCGGAAGAAUGGGAAAGAGCCAUUGCUGAGGAAAUUCAAUCGCUUGAGGACAAUGAAACCUGGGAUUUAGAGCCUGUUCCAAAGGGAAAAGUGCCAAUCGGAAGUAAAUGGGUAUUUAGAACUAAGACAACUCCUGAUGGAGGACCAGCUCGACACAAGGCUCGACUUGUGGCUCAAGGAUUUUCUCAAAAAUAUGGAAUCGAUUACGAUGAAGUAUUUGCACCAGUAGUCAAGGCAUCUACUGUCAGAACUCUUCUAUCUCUAGCAGGAAAGCAGAACUAA
This is a messenger RNA of Diachasma alloeum, 372 nucleotides long. RefSeq lists its product as uncharacterized. The record is from RefSeq and is a predicted model, not a curated record. NCBI's taxonomy places the organism in Eukaryota, Metazoa, Arthropoda, Insecta, Hymenoptera, Braconidae. The coding region runs from base 1 to 372 and encodes 123 amino acids. The transcript has a single exon.